AUGUCUGCCAAGUCGAUUCUCGAGGCCGAUGGCAAGGCCAUCCUCAACUACCAUCUCACUCGCGCGCCCGUCAUCAAGCCCACUCCUCUUCCCAAGUCGGCGACGCACAACCCUCCUCCCAGACUGGCCUCGCUGUACUUCCCUGAAGACACCGAUGUCAUGACUGUCCUGGACCAGGCUGAGGUCACCUACCCGUGGCUCCUGACGUCUGGAUCCAAGUUCGUCGCAAAGCCCGAUCAACUAAUCAAGCGACGCGGCAAGAGUGGUCUCCUGGCUCUGAACAAGACCUGGGCCGAGGCUAAGGAAUGGAUUGCGCAGCGAGCCGGCAAGGAGCAGAAGGUCGAGCACGUUUCUGGUGUUCUCCGUCAAUUCUUGGUCGAGCCUUUCGUUCCUCACCCUGACGGCACCGAGUACUACAUCAACAUCAACUCGGUCAGAGAUGGCGACUGGAUCCUAUUCACCCACGAGGGUGGUGUUGAUGUCGGUGACGUGGAUGCGAAAGCAGAGAAACUCCUGAUUCCCGUUGAUCUUUCGGAAUAUCCAACCAACGACGAGAUCGCAAAGGCACUCUUGACAAAGGUCCCCAAGGGUGUUCACAAUGUACUGGUUGAUUUCAUCUCGCGACUGUACGCGGUCUACGUUGAUUGCCAGUUCACCUACCUUGAGAUUAACCCCCUCGUUGUUAUUCCCAACGAGGACGCCACCUCCGCAGAAGUUCACUUCCUCGAUCUCGCUGCCAAGCUGGAUCAGACUGCUGACUUCGAGUGUGGUGUGAAGUGGGCUGUUGCGCGAUCUCCCGCUGCUUUGGGCCUGACAGCGAAGGCAUCGGCGGGUAGCGUCAGCAUUGAUGCUGGCCCGCCCAUGGAGUUCCCUGCUCCUUUUGGUCGUGAACUGACUAAGGAAGAGGCCUACAUUGCUGAGUUGGAUGCAAAGACUGGUGCCUCUCUCAAGCUGACGGUCCUCAACCCCACUGGUCGCGUCUGGACUCUUGUUGCCGGUGGUGGUGCAUCCGUGGUUUACGCCGAUGCCAUUGCUUCGGCAGGUUUUGCUGAUGAUUUGGCCAACUACGGUGAAUAUUCUGGUGCUCCCACUGAGUCUCAAACGUACCACUACGCCCGCACAGUCCUCGACCUCAUGCUGCGCGCACCCGUGGACCCCAAGGGCAAGGUUCUUUUCAUCGGUGGUGGCAUCGCGAACUUCACCAACGUUGCGUCUACUUUCAAGGGCGUCAUCAAGGCGCUGCGCUACUACGCCAAGCAACUGAAUGAGCACAACGUCCAGAUCUGGGUGCGUCGUGCUGGCCCCAACUAUCAAGAGGGUCUGAAGAACAUGAAGGCCGCAACGCAAGAGUUGGGCCUGAGUGCCAAGAUCUUUGGCCCUGAGAUGCACGUAUCUGGUAUCGUGCCCCUCGCCCUCGUCCCUGGCAAGUGGGAGGAAGGUAAGGUUCAGGAGUUCCAGGGUUGA
Molecule: messenger RNA, 1464 nt
Organism: Pseudomassariella vexata
Lineage: Eukaryota; Fungi; Ascomycota; Sordariomycetes; Amphisphaeriales; Pseudomassariaceae
Product: ATP-citrate synthase subunit 2
Exons: 2
Coding region: 1-1464 (487 amino acids)
Source: RefSeq, a predicted model, not a curated record